CGACAAUUCAGCGAAUUUCACCCGUUCUUUUGUUAACCAGUUUUCACUAUGGAUGCUCAAGAUUAUAAUAUCAUAUCGAAUUAUAAGAGGGAUUAUGCCCUUUAUAUCAAGCCGAAUAGUGCUUCGCAAGACGCAGUCGAUGCUCUCAUAGAUAAAAAAGCCCUCUUGGACUAUAAUUAGUAUGGUGAUUCAGAUGUUAGGUGAGCAAGCAAAAUGUUGGAAUUAUCAAAUUGAAGAAAUAAAUAGCCAUGUUAGCGUUUGGCCUACUGAACCGGGCAUCAACCCAAGUAUCAUACAUGACUUGGAGAAUUCUGCUAAACGUAAUCUGAACAUAUAUGGGGAUUAUAUAUUAGAGCCAACCAGGAUAGAAAACCUUGAAGAAACACCUAGAAGCAAGGGACCCCUUACCGCUAUUUUUAAUGAUAUUGAUCUAAUCUGCGACUGCUGGCUGGAAUAUCCCACGAAGUUAGGGUUAAUAAGAAGUGGAAACUUCAUCAAGAAUGAAGCAUGUAAAGACAGUGCCCGAGACUUAGAAUUAUGGCGUUUCCGUAAUGAUAGGGAAAUUGAUUUGGCCGUUGGAGAGAUGUAUCUCAGUGCGUUAUGAAGGUAAGUGCCCGCAAGUUAUCUUGAUGGCUCAAUGUAACAGCAUCUCCAUCUUUUCACAGCGUCCGUUUAUUGCAGGAAGUAUAAUAACUGUCAUAAGUGGUAUACGAUAAGACUGUUGUCUUAUCAAAUACCUCAUUAUAAAGGUAAAAAGCAAAAAAAUAUAUCUAGAAUAAGAAAGAUAUGACCCUAAUUGAAUUUGAAAAGUAACACAUACCUCUAGUUGAAGGCUCAAAUCUUCAGGUUGGAAGAUUUGACUGGUCUAGCCAAAUAGAGUCUACAUAGAUUAUUUAGUGAAUCAGAGCUUUGAAAGCUAUUAUUAUUCAUUCAGAUAGUUUAGAAGUAUCCAAUUCUACGUACAAUUCUUCUUUAAUAUUCGUAUAUUCGUUGCCGCUGA
Messenger RNA from Schizosaccharomyces octosporus yFS286, 1000 nucleotides. RefSeq lists its product as uncharacterized. Bases 182 to 604 code for a protein of 140 amino acids. The transcript has a single exon. The record is from RefSeq and is a predicted model, not a curated record. Lineage: Eukaryota; Fungi; Ascomycota; Schizosaccharomycetes; Schizosaccharomycetales; Schizosaccharomycetaceae.